GAUUGGUUGCACACAGUACGACAUCGACCCCGGAUCGGGUUCCCGCUGCAGUUUCACACCGCAUUAUCACAGCCAUCAAUUCCGCAUCUUCGUAUCCAUGUAGAGUUGGAUUCCCGGAAGUCCUAUAAGCGAUUGUUGCCCCGAUCCCAAUACUCGCUGGCAUAGGACGCCUCGACGCCGUGGUUCCAGCUUCAGCUGGCAGAGGUGUUCCACGAGCUUUAGUACCCCAUCGCUUCGUGCGAAAAAGCACAUCUAGGAAUCGAAAAUGCCAGCAGUUCGGGAGCUGCUAGUAGGUCGGACGGGGGCGGCUUUGGAGCAAUUUGGGGCUGUGGUAUCGCAUGCUGAUCGAAACGUCAUCGACACCGUUUCAACGCUCCUCCGCCGAGUCAACGUACCAUCUAACAGGACGAGUCCAGCUGGACUAAUCGAGGCCAACACCGUUGAUCCAUGGAACAAGAGUGGAAAAUAUGCAUUGGCCUACGUCUACUUCUGCAUACCUCUGCUCCUCAUUGCAGCGCUCAUGCGAUACUACCACCUAUUCACCGACAAAAUACGGACCGCAUUACACCAAGAAGAGGUAUUGCAAUCCUCUACGACAUCCUCUCCCGACACAGAUUACGAGCUAUCGGUCCUGUAUACUGACAAGUCCACCAUGAAGUUCUUUCCCCGCGAAGGCCCGUUACCAGGCGGACCAAAAACGCAGUCGAGUGUGUCAUCUGUCGGACCCAUCAACAAUCUGGUGGCCUUCUUCCGCUUCAUCUUCUACCGCCCGGUUCGACAGAUCAACAUCCGAAAAGGAUGGAGGCCCUUGGUUUUCCCCUCUUUGAGUGUUAUCGUCAUCGGCCUGCUAGCACUGCUUGUAGGCAUUCUCUACUGCACACUUCCGCAACCGCUGUUCUGGGAAAGCAUUGCCUACGGAUCGCCGCCACUCGCAGUCCGCUCAGGGAUGAUGGCGGUCGCGCUUUUACCUUGGAUCGUCGCGCUGUCCUCGAAGGCAAAUCUUAUCACGAUGGUCACUGGCAUUAGUCACGAGCGAUUGAAUGUGCUGCAUCGGUGGGCUGCGUACAUCUGCCUCGUGUUAAGCAUUUUGCAUGUUGUGCCCUUCUAUAUCACCCCGAUCUGGGAAGAUGGUGCGCGCCACGUUUUCGAGCCUUUUUUCGCGCGAAAAGGCUUCUAUGUUUACGGUACUGGACUCGCAGCGUUCGUACCUCUGUGCUUCCUUUGCUUGCAUUCCAUCGCUCCUCUUCGCCACCGAAUGUACGAACUCUUCGUGGCGCUUCAUGUACCCGUCGCCAUCGUCUUCCUUGGGAUGAUGUUCUGGCAUUGUAACAACUACCUCACCUCAUGGCACUAUCUGCUAUCUACUGUAGGCAUAUGGCUGCUCUCCUACAUCAUGCGACUAUUCUACCUCAAUUGGACUCGACCAGGACGCUUGUCUUGGCUCAUCGGCGAUGAAGCUGCCAUCACACUGAUGCCAGAAAAUGCGAUCAAGGUUACUAUCCCCACUCAGAUGAAGUGGAGGCCUGGGCAGUAUAUCUACCUACGCAUGCCUGGAAUCUCGGUCUUUGAAAACCAUCCGUUCACCAUUGCAUCGCUAUGCGACGAUGACUUCCCAUCAGAGUACGGCGAGGGCUAUAAGGAUAUGGUGCUCGUCUUCCGACCAUUCGGGGGUUUCACGAAGAAGGUUCUUCAAAAGGCACUCGAACAUGGCCCAUGGCACACGUAUCGCGCCUUCGUUGACGGCCCAUACGGAGGCAUGCAAAGACGUAUCGAAGCUUUCGAGGACGUUGUUCUCAUUGCGGGUGGCAGUGGAAUCACCGCCAUUGUUUCCCAGCUUCUCACACUCAUCAAGAAGAUGCGCGAUGGCAAGGCCGUCACACGUAAAAUCCAUGUCAUAUGGGCACUCAAGCGCCCUGAGACCAUGGAAUGGUUCAAAGAAGAACUGCGCAUUUGCCGCGAAUACGCACCACCAGAGACGGUAGAGUGUCAAUUCUACAUCACAGCCGCGAAACGCAACCCAGGCGGCACACUUGUCAGCGCAAAGACACCCACACGGCCGGUGUCUCUCUACUUCCACGACAAAGUCAACGGCGCCUUCCAAAAUAUCGCCGAUCAUCGCCUCUCGGGCAUCUCAUCAAAGCGACAUUCCGCACUGAUUCGUGAUGAAGCCCAAGGCGACCCAGAGAAAGAAAGCGAACUUCGUCGCGAAAACGAAGACAACAUCACCGCCCUCCCACAAGCACAUUUCGUCCCUGUCAACAGAGGCUACCUGGCGCCGCCGCGACCAAGCUUUCAGAGCAGUCGCCUCUCGGAAGAAUCUUCGAAUCCCGAUGUCAUCUCGCCCGUCCCGCAACGCUCCCUCGCCGCCCGCCGCCAAGAGCGCAACCUCUCCCUGGACAUUUCACAAGCCCUCCAAUCCGGCUCCGGAGCCAUCAACCCCGACAUCACACAGGACCCCACUGAAGGCGUACAGGGCUUCGAUUUUGGUUUCCCAUCUACGCCCACCGAGUUCCAGAAGAAUCUUAUGCGGUUCGCGUUCCUGCCUGCUGCGGUCAAGAAGAAGGACGGCUGGAGCACCGAAUAUGGACGGCCUGAUAUACCAUACCUAUUGAAGGGACUAGGCAGGAAUUUUGGGAGGAGGACGUGUGUGUUUGUUUGCGGCCCGCCGAGUAUGAGGGUUAGUGUGAGCGAGACGGUUGCGCAGAUGCAGAGGAGUAUCUGGAGUGAUAGUAAUAGGGAUGAGAUUUUCUUGCAUACGGAGAACUACGCCCUCUAGGCGGUGCUGCUGCCGAUCGCCUUGGGUUGGCUUUUGGAGGGUUAUUUUCUUUAUGUUUGUGCAUAGCGUGGUCUUGUGGUUGGAUUUGGCUGUUUAUACCCACCUUUUUUUCGGUUUCGUUUCUUACUGUAUCUAUUUGACCGCCUACAUGAGGCUAUAGUUCGGUCUCCUCUCUUAUUGAAAUGAAGGAUAUCCGGCUUGAGAAGCCCAGU
Messenger RNA from Cucurbitaria berberidis CBS 394.84, 2988 nucleotides. Its product is annotated as metalloreductase-like protein transmembrane component. Gene Ontology annotation, cellular component: plasma membrane. The transcript is spliced from 2 exons. Gene Ontology annotation, biological process: iron ion transport; copper ion import; intracellular iron ion homeostasis. NCBI's taxonomy places the organism in Eukaryota, Fungi, Ascomycota, Dothideomycetes, Pleosporales, Cucurbitariaceae. The record is from RefSeq and is a predicted model, not a curated record. Gene Ontology annotation, molecular function: ferric-chelate reductase activity. The coding region runs from base 266 to 2776 and encodes 836 amino acids.